AUGGCCUCCUCCUCUCAAGCCCUCUCCGACGAGAUCGAGUCCCUCCUCGCAGAAUACCUGUCCCUCCUCAACACCUACACCACCCUGCGCGCAGAGCUAACCACUGCACAAUCGUCGAUCUACCAAAACCUCGCCCGGGCCAACUUCCACGCAGAGCGCGGCGUGCGCUACGGUCAGGACUGCUACGAUGAGCGCGCCAUGCAGCCCGGGUGCACCUGCCGUGUUGCUGCUGAGGAGGGGGGUACACGGCAGGGCUUGGCCUUGGAGAUGGUGACGGCCUUGCAUGUAGGGGUGGCCACAGACGCAUCGGAAGCUGACGACGACGACGACGACGACGAUGGAGAGUUGAAAGGAGAGGAGAGACAGAAGGGAGGGAGGGAGAGGGUUUCCGACCCGAUUCGCAUGUUUGGCUUCACGGUCCCGAAUGCGUUGAGGGUAACGCAGGUUGAGGCGCGGAGGAUGGUGGAACUUGUGCCGCAGAUUUUGAAUGUCGAUGCGAAGAUGAAGGAGGUUGAGAUUGACAUUCGGAGGGCGAAAAAGAGGAGGGGAAAGCUGGAGGGGGAGAGUAAGAAGAUUUCUGUGGAGGCCGGGUUAGGAGGGAGAGAGGGGGCGGUGGUCGAGUAG
Molecule: messenger RNA, 624 nt
Organism: Drepanopeziza brunnea f. sp. 'multigermtubi' MB_m1
Lineage: Eukaryota; Fungi; Ascomycota; Leotiomycetes; Helotiales; Drepanopezizaceae
Biological process (GO): vacuolar proton-transporting V-type ATPase complex assembly
Cellular component (GO): Vma12-Vma22 assembly complex
Source: RefSeq, a predicted model, not a curated record